UGUACUCUAUGAACCAAUACCUAUGCACUCUUCUCUGCUCCUACCAACAGCGAGCAGUUUUCACAACGCUUUUCCCGCCAAGAUUUACCACUGCAGCCUCAAUUCGGACGGUCGUGAUCCUCAGGCUGUUCUGAACCAUCCCCGGUCUUCUCGACACUCCUCUAGCCGUUGCCGUCACUCUUGACGAUGUUAUCGUAAUGCCCUUCACCUUGGCCUCGGGCUGUUGAUGACUUCUUCCCUUUCCAGUCUGCGUGGCGACUCCUGCCCACCGAAGAAAACAUCGUUCGAUGUCGCAGUGCACAGUGGUCCGCCCUGCGGGAAGGAUAUACCCUUCAAGGUGAAAGCUCACAGAUGUAAGCUACUCACAGAUUCAGGGUCAUACUUUGGCAGCCCUGGUCCUAUCUUCUCUGCGACGCCUGCGAGUCACCACGAUGCUUAAGUGAGAGCCUCAAGUGUGAGGAGACCCACGGCCCUACUGCCGUCCACAAAUUGGACCGGGUGUCCCAGCUAUCAAUGGCAAAGGUAGUAAGGAACCCAAAAAAGCUUUACAGAGAUAGUCUGGAGAACGACUCUUCGUGUCUACACUGGUGGUCAUCCAUCUCGACAGGACCUGUGACCUCAACGAUCGUUGCACAUCUGGUCCGGGCCCUUGGGAGGCCAGGCUAGGCUACAGCAAGUACUACAACACAAUCCAUGUUGAUGGUAACUAAGGAGCUGCGUUCGCGCAAAAUCCUAAUGAUAUUGCACAGGGACAAGAAUCAGCCAAAUGCUUCGCAAAGAUCUAACAUAAAACGCCUGUCGGAUGUGGCAGGGUUCGAUACAACCAAUAGCUUGUUACAGUGAGUGAGUAGAAGAGGAUCCGCCGGGGUUUCAUAUCGGAGACUUGAUGAAGCUCUCAUAGACCUCUCGCUCGGUCUGGUACCGUAGUCCGAAUGCUCGAUGAAAUUCCACCUUCGCCACUCUCAAUUCACUCCCUUUUUCCCGCUGAUACAAUGUUGCAGAGUCCAUGUCGCGGGAGGGAGAGCCAUGCUGCGGCAUUACCGCGAUUCAACGAAGAACAAGUCCCACUGACUCGGCCCAUGGAACUCUACGUUUGGGCUGGAUUCUGUUAUCGCCGAAACUGUUCGGUGAUUGUGACCAAUCAGCAAGCAUAUCUCCAAGCCUUGGAAUAGGUUUCCGUGGCACAUUCCAGCGCAAUUGAACGUGCCUCAUGGCCGAGAUUGCCGAAGAUGCCAUCAUUGCAUUAAAUCUAAUGAACUUACUUGCAGAGAAUGCCCACAUGUUGUGGCAAAGGGUCUCAGCACGUAUGCUAUCCAGCCACGGUCAUGGUAUGGCACUCGAACCCCUACUGAUAAGGGAGCGGAAUAUGGGUCAGACACUCUCCUCUCAUUUUUGGGAGAUAGCCUAGGCCGGCUCAGCCAUGGCCACAGGUCAUCCACGCCAGUACGGCAGCAUGUUGCUGGCAGGAGGCUUGACGAAGGCAAGGAAAGAGAAAAACAGCAAUAGCGGCGGGUCCAGGGAGGCGUGCCCAUAAUAAACACCGAGUUGUUCGAUCGAGGCUCCAGGUCCGCUAUUACCGCCGAAACUCCUUCCCAGGUAAAGCUUCACAAGACAUGCCCCUAGUCGACGUUGAGGCUACGGUAAGUAGCGCCAGCAUAUAAGUAAGUACGUGGGAAGGCGAAGGACAAAUGUCUUGUCAAAAGCCAUCGUCCCCCUUGACCCUUGAAGAAGCCGUCGAAUCUCCUCUUACAUUCAAACAGCAGUGAGCACCAUGACAGAUGCGGAGGAAGAAAUAAAAAUUGAAGGCUCCCAGCCCGUGGCCUCUGCUACAACCUAUCCAGAAGGAGGAGCCAGAGCAUGGCUGGUUGUGCUAGGCUGCUUCUGUGUCAUGUUCUUCACGUUCGGAUAUCUUAAUGCUUUUGGCGUGUACGAGACAUAUUAUCAAAAGGAGCUGCUUCAUGAAUACACACCUUCGGCCAUCUCGUGGAUUGGGUCACUGCAGGUCUUUCUUCAAUUCGCAGCAGGUAUCAUUGCAGGUCCGAUUACUGAUCUUUGGGGUCCAAGAGUUAUCAUAUGGCCCUUUUCCAUCAUCUACGUCGCCGCGGUCAUGCUCACCAGUGUCUGCACGAAAUACUGGCAUUUCAUCCUUGCGCAAGGUCUGCUUGGUGGACUUGCCAAUGGGCUGGCAUACGCACCGGCCAUCGCAGUGAUCGGACAGUACUUCCACAAACGACGAGCGCUAGCCAUGGGAAUUGCCUCAUCCGGGUCAAGCCUGGGCGGUAUCAUAUUUCCCGUGAUGCUCAACCGACUCAUUUACCACACGUCGCUGGGUUUCGGGUGGGCCGUCCGCAUCGUCGGGUUUCUGGUCCUCGGCUUGUGCCUGACGGCGUGUGCCACCGUCGUGCCCCGAAUGCCACCAAGGAAAGGCAAAUAUUUUCUCCUGCAUGCUUUCAAGCAUCCGGUAUAUUCGAUCCAGGUCGCGGGAAUGUUCCUUGUCUGGUGGGGCCUCUUCACGCCGUUUUUCUUCUUACCAGCAUACUCGGAGGCAAAGGGCCUCGACAUGGAUCUGUCCAUCUACACACUUGCAGUCCUCAACUCGGGCUCACUUAUCGGCCGGAUUUUGUCUGGAAUCGCCGCACCCAGAUUUGGCCGCUUCAAUCUCCUGGUCAUGGGAAACUGUGUCUGUGGGAUCCUCGUCUUCUGCUGGCUUCGUGUGGUCUCCACGGCGGCCAUCUAUGUUUUCGCCGUCCUGUACGGCAUGUUCUCAGGAUUUGUUGUGGCGCUGUUCCCAACCACCAUUGCUGAAGUCUGCACCCACCCGACAGAGAUUGGAAGCUAUGUGGGCAUGGCGCUCGGCUUGUAUGGCAUUGCAGGCCUUACCGGCACGCCAAUCACCGGUGCCAUGAUCGCGCAUUUUGGUGGAUACGAUGAAGCCAUCAUCUUCGGUGGCAGUGUGUUGAUGGCCGGGACGGCAUUGACUUUCUGUGCAAGGUCUCUUAUUGCGAAAAGCCACGGAUGGCGAGUGUGAGCCGAGCCGAGACCAGGCAAGACAAGUGACACUGACAGCCAACAAGGGACUGGAUGGCAGAAAAGUAGUCCAAAUUACUUGUCUCGAUUGGUUGGCGGAUACCUCUACCUCUUUGCUGGCUUUCAGGAAUUGUUUAACAGCCACUCCAAAACUCAAGUUUUGGACUUCGAGCACACACUCAAAUUCCCUUCUGCCAACGUCACGUUUUGAUCAUAUGCCGAAUUGCUCGAACAAACAAUCAUCAACAAACGAUCCCGAUAAGAACGGCCAAGGUCCAGGCCCACUCAUGUCGAAGUCGCCAGGCAUCUAAUUAGCAACAGUUAAGUUAGAUUAGCUCAAGAUUCGAAUUUCAUCAUUCCCGCUUCGGGGAGCGGAGCGUUUCCUCCCAUCAUCUCGAGUCAUAGUCAUACUUACCAGAUAUGAAGACUGUCCUAUACUGUCCUUUCCGA
Exophiala dermatitidis NIH/UT8656 is the source of this 3477-nucleotide messenger RNA. Its product is annotated as MFS transporter, MCP family, solute carrier family 16 (monocarboxylic acid transporters), member 10. The coding region runs from base 1772 to 3028 and encodes 418 amino acids. The transcript is spliced from 3 exons. The record is from RefSeq and is a predicted model, not a curated record. Gene Ontology annotation, cellular component: fungal-type vacuole membrane. Gene Ontology annotation, molecular function: transmembrane transporter activity. Gene Ontology annotation, biological process: transmembrane transport. Lineage: Eukaryota; Fungi; Ascomycota; Eurotiomycetes; Chaetothyriales; Herpotrichiellaceae.